Molecule: messenger RNA, 3282 nt
Organism: Spinacia oleracea (spinach)
Lineage: Eukaryota; Viridiplantae; Streptophyta; Magnoliopsida; Caryophyllales; Amaranthaceae
Exons: 4
Coding region: 1-3282 (1093 amino acids)
Source: RefSeq, a predicted model, not a curated record
AUGGACGAGAACGAAGAUCAAUGUAUGCAAGAUCAAAGAUCCAUAUGGAGGGAUCAAAAGCGACGACAGAGAAAAUCGCUCACCCCAGAACAAAUAGAUCGUCUAAAUACCAAACGAAGACUCACUUAUGCCUCUGAAAACAAAUCAAAUGCUAUAGCAUCCCCUGAGAGUCAACCCCAAAGGCCAUGUUCAGAAGGGCCUAUGAUUGUUAACAACACUCCCAACACUUUGGGAGCUCGAAGGGCUAUGGCAGACAUCACUAAUCGUGCCAAUAAUGUCACGACUGGAUGUGAAAGACGUGAACUGCAACCUAUUGAUGAACUUCGUUUACUCGAUACUCGGGCAAAUCUAGAAAAUCGAUUUUUUAGCGUCGGUGAAGGUAGGGCAACAAAUCUGACAAUAUCAGACCCAACAUCAAACUCAAGAGAUAUGCCCAAUCGAUUCUUUUGUGUUGGCGAAAGCAGUACAGCCAAUGCACGUAUACCAGACCCUACUUCAGACGAUGGAGACAUGCCGCAUUUUGUUGAGGCGGAGAAUGAAAUACGCAUUCCGGGCCUAUUAUUCAAUGUCGGUGAAUGUCAUGCAGUCGACACCAACAACAUAUCAAACCCUAUCUCUGAUGAUAUAAGGGUCUGGACAGUAGGGAGAACUGGUUACAGAAAUUGUGCAAGAAAUUACCACGAGAGUCAUGGGGUUCCUAUAUUCAGUUUGCCAUCCAUGAAAACAUGUCCACAUUGCCAGGCACGCCUUUUCCAUUGUGAAUCUACUGAACUAUGUUGCUUAAGCGGGAAGGUUAACUUACCUGAUUUUCCAUUGUCCGCUGAUAUGCUUGAUCUAUAUUCUGAUCAAUCGGAAUAUGGGACUCAUUUUAGGCAAAAUAUUCGUAAAUACAACCACGUAUUUUCAUUCACUUCAAUGGGAGUUCAUUUAGAUGACGAACUAGCAAAUGCACGUCAAGGUGUGUACACAUUUCGUGCACAAGGUUCAAUUUACCAUCGCAUUGGAGGUUUCUUACCUUUAAAUGCAGAAGAUCGUCCCCGGUUUCUUCAACUCUACAUUUACGAUACUGAGCAUGAAAAUGAAAAUCGUGCAGCCGAGAACUCAUCAUUGCGGCUCGAAGUCAUCGACAGAAUCAAGAAUAUUUUGAAUGCUCACAAUCCUUUUGUCCACAAUCUUCGUCAUCUUGCUCAGCGUAGUGACUUAAAUGAUUGCAAAUUUGUCAUCAAAGAGCAACCUACAAAUAAACAUCAAUACUCAAUGCCGACAGCUUCCCAAGUAGCAGCAAUUGUAGUUGGCGGUGAUGACAUUUCCAACUUGAAAGAUAGGGAUAUCAUGAUAGAGUCAGUAACUGGGCAACUGAGUUAUAUCAAAGACACUGCCGGUUAUUAUGACCCAUUGCAGUAUCCUCUACUUUUUCCUUAUGGUUCUUACGGCUGGGAUUUAAACAGUCGAAGUUCCACUGGUAAAAAGUUGACAUGCCGGGAAUUCUAUGCAUACAUGUUUCAGAUGCGUCAAAAUCUUGAUUCUCUAAUCUUGAGAGGCGGGCGUCUACUCCAACAAUUUGUUGUCGAUAACUGUGUAAAAAUGCAAGCCAAUAAUUUGAGGUGGAUUGCACUCAACCAAGAUAAGAUACGUGCUGAUUUAUACAAGGGUUUAGAGGAUUCUUUACAUGCUGGAGAGCAUAACACAGAAAAUGUUGGACGACGGACCAUACUACCAUCUUCAUUCGUAGGAAGUCCAAGAGAUAUGCACCAGAGGUAUCAAGAUGCCAUGGCAUUGGUUCAUAAGUUCGGCAAGCCCGAUUUAUUUCUUACAAUGACAUGCAAUCCGUCUUGGACAGAGAUACAAUUAGAAUUGUUGGCCGGACAAGUACCAAACGAUCGUCCAGACCUAUUGACACGGGUUUUUCAUGCUAAACUUGAAGAGCUGAAAAAGGAUGUUUUAGAAAGGGGCAUCCUCGGAACGGUUGUUGCUUAUGUAUAUGUGAUUGAAUUCCAAAAGAGGGGUCUUCCACAUGUUCAUAUGUUAUUGAUUCUUGAUCAGAAUGACAAGCUAACCACUCCGGAUGACUUUGACAAGAUUGUGAGAGCAGUAAUUCCCGAUGAACAAGUGGAACCAAAAUUGUAUAAGGCAGUUCUUAAACACAUGAUUCAUGGCCCAUGUGGUGUUCUCAACCACAAAUCCCCAUGUAUGAAACAAGGAAGUUGUAAGAAAGGAUUCCCCAAGGAAUUCUCAAAUGAUACAAAGCAAGGCAAUGACUCAUAUCCUCUUUAUCGCCGUCCACAAGAUCGUCCAGCAGUACCAUUGCGUGAAAAUUCACGAGUUCGUGUAGAUAAUCGGUGGGUAGUCCCAUAUAAUCCAUUUUUGCUCCUAAAAUAUGAUUGCCACAUAAAUAUUGAGAUAUGCAGCAGCAUCAAGUGUGUCAAAUAUCUGUAUAAGUACAUCCAUAAGGGUUCAGAUAGAGUCUCUAUGGAAGUUCAUAACGGAGAUGAGAUUGCACAAUAUGUUGAUGCACGGUGGAUUUGUGCACCCGAAGCUAUGUGGAAACUUUACAAAUUUCCCAUGACUAGAAUGUGUCCUUCCGUAGACCGUUUGCAGGUUCAUUUGCCAAACAUGCAUCAAGUGAGGUUUGAAGCGAACCAACCAAUCUCAAGCGUGUUAGAGAACCCAAGAAACUCUAAGACGAUGCUCACUGAAUUUUUCAAGAUGAAUUCGAUUGAUCCAAAUGCAAGGAGAUAUCUUUAUCGAGAAUUUCCAGAGCAUUACAGGUGGUUAUCGACUUCACGUGAAUGGCAAAAGAGAAAAAGUUCACAACGGGUUUUGGGUCGAUUGUAUGUAGCUUCACCGUUGGAAGGAGAACGGUUUUAUAUGAGAAUGUUACUCAAUCAUGUGAGGGGGCCUACGUCGUUUGAACAUUUAAGAACGGUCAAUGGUGUCAUACACCCAACAUUCAGGGCUGCAGCUGAAGCCCUCGGUCUAAUCGAAAAUGAUGAAAGCAUUCGUCAAUGUCUUUCAGAGGCAUGUUCGGUACGAAUGCCAACUGCAUUACGUCGAUUAUUUGCAACCAUCUUGAUAUAUUGUCAACCAACAGGAUUGCGUUCACUGUGGGAUGAGUUUUUCCCUUACAUGGUUGAGGAUUAUCCAACUUCCAACACAACAAACAAUUGUGUUUUUCUCACUAACAAACUUUUGCAAGACUUGGAUAGGUUAUUACGACCGCUAAGAAAAAAGAUUUCUGACUACACGGAGUUACCAAGUUUACCUGAAAGUCUGAUGACAUAG